Molecule: messenger RNA, 439 nt
Organism: Hyposmocoma kahamanoa
Lineage: Eukaryota; Metazoa; Arthropoda; Insecta; Lepidoptera; Cosmopterigidae
Exons: 3
Source: RefSeq, a predicted model, not a curated record
GGUGCCGUUGCUCUGUCGGACAUGACGUAUUCUCUAACGUGGAAUGUGGUUUUUUGACAUUUUGACUGUAUUUAUGGUACAAUUAGUUUGAUUGUUGAUCUGUUUUGCCAUAAUGAAGAUAAGCGUAACGUCGCACUAUAUCUACUACCGCAUCUUCGGUUAUAUAACAACAAUAAUAAUGCACCUAGUGAAUAUUUGGUGUAUGACGCGCCGAUUCCAGGGUGACCAUAAGGAUUCAACGAUCAGGUUUUUUUUGGGCAAUCAAAUGAUAUUUUUCACUGGGUGGACAUUUAUCCUACAAAUAGUAUACGCAGUGGCAGGUCUAAUGUGUGACUUGUUAACAUUAAAAAAUGCCAACAAUAAUGAUUACAAAUUAAACAAACAUCUUCGAGGGUUUCGGGACGUUUUGUUUGCUGGCAUACAGUGGCCCAGUUCUCUG